Molecule: messenger RNA, 1367 nt
Organism: Vitrella brassicaformis
Lineage: Eukaryota; Vitrellaceae
Source: the annotation of a GenBank genome assembly
CUGCCUUCUUCUGACGCUGCUGUAUCUUGCACUGUUCCCCAUGCUAUCGUUUAUGCAUCAAGAUCUUUAGGAAAGAACCAACCCAUGGCGGAAACGACGGCCAUCGCUCAGCUGCUGCAGGCACUCCAGGCCCAGCAGCAGGGCCAGCCGGCUGCCGCUAUGCCCCUCAACACCCCCGCUGCCGCAUCGUCCCAACCAACUGACGUGGAAGUCGCCAUCCCAUCAGCUGACUUCGACUACGAGCUGCAGCAGGAAGAUCUCCGCUCUCUGAUGGCCGUGUUCGGGCAAGUUCUCGGCGUGAGCGUCAAUCCGAUGGAGGGCUCGGCAACAGUCACGUUCGCGCGAGAGGAGAGCGCACUGGAGGCAGUGAGGGAGCUGAACGGCGUGUGGCUGCGGCCGUACUCGCAGAGGCUGGGUGUGCGUGUGGUCAGUGGGCCUACCACACGCACAGGGAGACCGUCGAGGGAGAGUGCGGGUGCGUCGGCAUCAGCUGCUGGUGGUGGUGGCGACGGUGGACAGGGCAAGGGUAGGAAGCAGAUGUGUCGACUUGAGCUGGUGGAUGUGUUCGGGCAGGAGCCGGAGUUCAACAUCACACUGGUGGGUGUCAAAGGGUCAGUCAGUGGGGUGGCGGGCAGGGCUGGGCAGGGGUGGAGAGAGUGCAUCGAUCAAUUUAUCGUGCUCGUGUGUGUGUGUGUGUGUGUGCUGUUUGUCAGCGGAUGCUGGGUGACAACAACUCCAACAUCCUCCAUAUACUGAACGAGGCGUGGAAGCUCGUCGACAUACACAUCAAAGGUACUCAGGUACCACACACACACUACCAGACACGUAACAGUGUGUGCCUGUGUCCCGUCACCUUGGGGGGAUGUAUGGGUCAACCAACAUAACACGUAGGCAAGGCGACCAACCAGGCGCCCGCAUCCGAGCGGCUGCACCUGACCAUCACCUCAUCCGACGCACAGGCCUACCGCACAGCACGGGACCUUGCUGAAGACCUCUUCGCCGCCAUAUGCGACCAGUUCAGGGACUUCUGCAAGUCAGUGACGUGACAUCACCCUCCACCCACACACAGACGGCUCUCUGUCUGCCGAUGGAUAGAUGGACUUGUGUGUGUGUGUGCGUAUGCCAGGGUGAAAGGUCUUCCCCCGCCACACAGCAUGGGUUUCCGUCGGCAUGACUACAUCGAGGAUAUGUCCCAGCCGAACAAACUCAACUACAUCGGGCACAGGGAGAGGUGGUCCCUCAUGGGCGGGCUCAUGCACGAUAGAGAUUGACCUCGUCGAUCCAUCCAAUUAUGGAGAGAGACGACACACACAGACAGAUGAGGCAGGACGACUCAAGUGUGCGUGUGGGGUCCGUUGAUAGAGAGC